AUGUUUGAAGAAGCUUGCUUGUGCAGAGAGAUUGCUAGGAUGCUGGCAGAUGAGUUAAAGAAGCGUGUUGUAAUAGUGGAUACAUCUAAUGAAAUUGGAGGUGAUGGUGAUGUUCCUCAUGCGGGCAUAGGCAGGGCAAGGAGGAUGCAAGUUCCAAAUGUACAUAUGCAGCAUAAUGUUAUGAUUGAAGCAGUUGAAAAUCAUAUGCCUGAAACCAUUAUAAUUGAUGAAAUUGGAACAGAGCUUGAAGCAUUAGCAGCUAGUACCAUUGCUCAAAGAGGAGUCCAAUUGGUUGGAACAGCACACGGAAUGACAAUUGAAAACAUAAUAAAAAAUCCUUCUCUUUAGAAUCUUGUUGGUGGCAUAGAGAGUGUAAUCCUUGGAGAUGAAGAAGCUAAGAAAAGGAAAGUGCAAAAGACAAUUCUAGAAAGGAAAGGACCUCCUACAUUUACUUGUGCUGUUGAGUUGAUAUCUAAAACUGAAUGUCGCGUUCAUCAUAGAUUAGAUGCAACUGUGGAUGCCAUUUUAGCAAAUGGAUCUGUGACUACGAAGAGGUCACCAGUUCAAGUGUAUACUUACAAGAUUCUUGAAGCUGAUCUACUGCAAGUAGCAAAGGUGAUGGGACUUGAAGAUUUAGUAGAUGUAACAGAUGAUAUUGGAGCUGCUGAUGCAAUUCUAGCAUCCAGUUUUGAGAUACGACAGAACCCAUGGAUUCGUAGUGUAGCGAAAUUUCACAAGUUACCAAUUUUUGUUAUUAAAUCUAAUACCAUGGCACAAAUAGUACAAAUGGUCAAAGCAGUACAUAUGAUCCUUGGGCUAGAAUCAUUUGGCCCUGCACCGAAAAAACCUUACAAUGAUGCUCUUGAUAUUGAAAUCGAGGAUGAUGAACCAAAACGAAAACCAUCUCCGGAAGAGAUUGAUGCCUUGGAGGUACAAGCCUUUUCUUUUCUCAGAUGA
Messenger RNA from Arachis duranensis, 957 nucleotides. RefSeq names its product protein SEEDLING PLASTID DEVELOPMENT 1-like. Lineage: Eukaryota; Viridiplantae; Streptophyta; Magnoliopsida; Fabales; Fabaceae. The transcript is spliced from 6 exons. The record is from RefSeq and is a predicted model, not a curated record.